Notolabrus celidotus (New Zealand spotty) is the source of this 1970-nucleotide messenger RNA. RefSeq names its product serine/threonine-protein kinase pim-2-like. Gene Ontology annotation, molecular function: ATP binding; protein serine/threonine kinase activity. Gene Ontology annotation, biological process: regulation of mitotic cell cycle; negative regulation of apoptotic process; protein autophosphorylation. The coding region runs from base 520 to 1869 and encodes 449 amino acids. Gene Ontology annotation, cellular component: cytoplasm. The transcript is spliced from 8 exons. NCBI's taxonomy places the organism in Eukaryota, Metazoa, Chordata, Actinopteri, Labriformes, Labridae. The record is from RefSeq and is a predicted model, not a curated record.
CUGCUGCACUAAUGACAGCAGGUUUAUGCACAGGAGGGAUAAUAGUCCCUGCUCUGCCUUAUGCAGGCUGAGCUGUUUCACUGCUUGGUUUGGGUAUCAAUGAGGGGUUCAGAGGUUGCUGAUAUUAGGAAGAUGGAGAGUCUUGAAAAUAAAAUUUGGACCCGCAUUGAAGUACUAGGGGAAGGAAAGAAGCUAGUAGCCUUAAAAAUGUUCACAUUCAGCGCUGUAUAACAUUAUUAGAUGCCACUCAUGCUGCUUUUUCAAUCAGUAUGAAGUUACAAACAUUACAAAUUUAAAUAAUAACGCUUGUCAGUAGUUUUAAAGUGUAAGAAUGUUGAUGGAACAGAAUGUUUUACUCAUUGUUAUCCUCAUUGUUUUCCUCAUUGUGAUGUCAGCUCAUUGCAUUCCAUGAAAAGGUCUACUUACAGUGAAAUCUCACAUACACUCACUAUUGCUCGCGCUUUGGAUACACACUGACUCUGCUUUUUCGCAAACUUUGGAUGAAAAUUCACGAACAUAAUGAAGCCCACAAGGUCUGAGAAGACUCUCAAACAGCUGGACAAACAGCAAGGAAAUGGGAACAAAUCCCUUGAUAAAGGCUCCAAUGUGGAGUAUGACUACAGGUUGAGGAGCAGGAAGAGACAACCUAAAGGGGAUAGAGGAGAAAUGAAUGCCCAGAAACCUGGACAUGUGUCCCUGGAGGUGAAGGUGAGCCAGAAGAGAGCCACCCUGGUUAAAGUAACUCCAAAGAAGAGGCUCAAGAUGAGCAAAACCACUGAUGCUGCAAAAUCCAGCAAUGUGUCUGUGGACCAGGACAACACCAGUGGGCAAAAAAGAAAGGCUGAUCCAAACCCAGAGACUCCCAAUAAGAGACACAGGGGAAACAUCAAAUGUAAAGUUACAAUAGGUGAAGCCAGCAAAGUCUCAGAGGAGGAAUCAAACUCUUGGAACAGAAAGAGAAAGGCCACCACCAGGGAAGAGAAACCCAGUAAGAAGAGGAGAGACUCCAAGCUUCAAGAGGCUCCAUCCUCGUCCUCUGAUGAGGAACCUGAAAACGCUUGCUUUAAAGCCCACACAAACAGAGAUAAUUAUGAGGAAAAGUAUCUCAAGCUCCACGAGAUCGGAAGAGGAGGUUUUGGAUUUGUGUAUGCCAGCAUCCGUAAAGCAGAUUUCUUACCAGUGGCCAUCAAAUGCAUCCUCAUGAUAGACCAGGACCAUGCACCACAACUGAGUAAGAUCCCUAGAGAGGUUGCUCUCAUGGAAAGAGCCGGGGGUGGACCAGAAUCUGUUGGGAAGCACGCUGCAGUCUCGUUGCUCGACUGGUACUACCUUGAUGAUGAGCUCAUAAUCGUCAUGGAGAGACCAGCUUCCAGCAUGAAUAUGUCAAUGUAUUCAUUAACCCAUGGAGCUUUUGAUGAACAAAAGACAAAAAUCUUCAUGGCUCAGCUGGUGGAAGCAGCAGUACACAUUCAGAACAGAGGUGUGCUUCACAAUGACAUCAAAAUGGCAAACAUCCUGGUAGAAUGUGGCUCCAGCAUACCACGUCUCCGAAUCAUUGACUUUGGUUCUGGCAGCUUCAUACAGAAGAAGUGGAUCCGUUCCUACAAUGGGACCAGAGCUUUAGCCCCUCCUGAGUGGAUCACUCACAAAAAAUACAGAGCUGAGCCCACCACAGUGUGGCAGCUGGGGGCGCUGAUGUACCGCAUGCUGCAUGAUCGUUUAUUCGACACCUUGAGCUACAUCACGGGCCAGCUCCAUAUUAGCGACAAACUCUCUACGGGCUGCAUUGAUUUCCUGAAUCUAUGCUUCGCAAGUUAUGGAAAGAGAGGCACCCUGGAGCAGCUACGCCUCCACCCUUGGCUCCAAUAGCCUUUUCUUUCUUUCUUUCUUUCUUUCUUUCUUUCUUUCUUUCUUUCUUUCUUUCUUUCUUUCUUUCUUUGUGGCACUAAGUGUCAAAAAUACUAAAUAAA